Messenger RNA from Lytechinus variegatus (green sea urchin), 1794 nucleotides. Its product is annotated as carbohydrate sulfotransferase 15-like. Gene Ontology annotation, biological process: hexose biosynthetic process. Bases 458 to 1741 code for a protein of 427 amino acids. The transcript has 8 exons. The record is from RefSeq and is a predicted model, not a curated record. NCBI's taxonomy places the organism in Eukaryota, Metazoa, Echinodermata, Echinoidea, Temnopleuroida, Toxopneustidae. Gene Ontology annotation, molecular function: N-acetylgalactosamine 4-sulfate 6-O-sulfotransferase activity.
GUCUCUCCCUUGUGAAAAAAGUGUCUGCAAUAUGAAUCCUGUUAGUGACUGGCUAUACAGCAAUUCGGGGGGGGGGGGGGCUCGUUCGAUUCGAUAGACUUCUUAUUUCGGGUUUGUUUGCCAGAUUCUUUUGUACCCCUCUGCAUCUUGCAUCACAACGACCGGUGUUCAAAAACGUAAUGUUUGCAUUUACUCCCUUCCUCUUAAAUUCCAAAAGCAUACAACGUGUAACCUUUACAGAUUCAUGUAUGCUGGGUAGGGUGCAGACAACAUUGCCACUGGAAACAACAUAGUUCAUCGAUCAACAAUAAUAAUUAUGAUUUCGGAUACAUAUCUUCUGAAAAAGGACAUAUGAAUGCUCGGGAUUGAAUCAUGCAUGGAUGCAUAAUUUUGAAGAUGGCCAAGGAUAUCUCUGAGAUGGGUUGAUGAUAGUCUGCUAUAGUUUGAGUUUUACAAAAUGUUCGUUCGUCGCCGGAAAAGGUCCGCCGCUCGAUGGAGGACACAUGCUCUGACAUUCGUCUCCUUGUGCAGUACACUGUUCUAUUUCGGCUUCUACAAUCGCUCCGUCUUUCAGGAUUUUUUCGCCCGGACCGAGGUCGACGACUACCAAGCGGUGAACGAGAUAAGGAUAAGACAAACCUUAGACAAGGCUUCGGCGUCGUCGUGGAGUUAUGACGCUGAGAAACUGAGGGAUGCGCCGGAAAACAGUUUGAAAAAUCUUGCACCUCAGCUAUUCAAGGCCCUUCCGCAGCCGUUUUCCCCCAAGUUUAGGAAUCCAUGUUGGGACGUCCGCAAGAAACCGAGGCAGUGUCUACCUUAUUUCUAUCUCAUCGGGAUGCCCAAGUGCGGCACCACGGAUCUGUGGAAUAAAUUAAUCCGUCAUCCUUACAUCGCUGACACCAAGAAGGAACCACAUUGGUGGAGUAGGAUAAGGAUGGGUCGAGGCAAUGUGAACCACACAAGGUUAAACUCCAAUCCUAUCUCAUACUACAGUCGAUUUGCCAAAUUACUUGUCAACUACACAAAGGUGUAUGAUCGCAACAUAAGCAAGGUUAUUGCGGGUGAUGGGUCUGCGUCUACCAUGUGGGAUAACCGACUGUGGAGGCAAUUUUAUCCUAAGGCUACCCAUGGCCCCGCCCAUGUCAACGGGGAGUUGAUUAUAACGAUCCAACCAGAUGCAAGGGCGAUAGCUAUCCUGAGAAACCCCUCAGACAGGUUAUACUCCGACUACCUCUAUUUCACCCCUGCAAGUACGCUAACACCUCAACACUUCCAUGAAAGAGUACAAACAAGUAUAGAGAAGUUCCAUGAAUGUAUAAAGAGAUUAGAUGUCCGUACGUGCACGUACGAUACCAGUAAUAUAAAGAACUUUGUGAGAUUAGAAGUCGGUCUAUACAGUGUCUACUUUCGAGACUGGUUAUCAUUCUUCCCAAGGAAGAGAUUAAAAGUAAUCCGGAUCGAAGAAUGGCAUCAGCAGUGCGCUAAAACACUGAGAGAACUUUAUGAAUUCUUAGCGAUAGAGCCGCUUCGAAUUCCAGCAUUAAUCAAGAUAUGUCAGGACGAUGCGGAAAACACUCGUUCACCAGACAAACUAAGUCUCGGUCCCAUGCUUCCCGAGACGCAACAAUUACUGGAUGAAUUUUACGCUCCUUUUAAUCGUGAACUCGCACGAAUGCUGGGUGAUGAGCGGUAUUUAUGGGACAACAGGAGGCCUGGCAGUAGCGAGGAGUCUGUGCCUUGAAUCUUUCAAACCGUGAUUAUGCCUUAUUAGUUUCAAGAACUUCAGAUCGGGGA